Messenger RNA from Agrilus planipennis (emerald ash borer), 1628 nucleotides. RefSeq names its product mpv17-like protein. The transcript has 3 exons. Lineage: Eukaryota; Metazoa; Arthropoda; Insecta; Coleoptera; Buprestidae. Bases 298 to 873 code for a protein of 191 amino acids. The record is from RefSeq and is a predicted model, not a curated record. Gene Ontology annotation, cellular component: membrane; cytoplasm.
AGCGUUUUUUAAAACUGUGACCUCAAAGCGUUGCAUUCGUCCCUUUUGCUAUGCAUGUUCCAUAAAUAAUUACAUAAUAAGUUGUAAAAUUAUUAUGAUUACAUUAAACGUAGUUGACAAUUCAAAGUUCAAUAACAUGAUUCCUUGGCAGUGAAGCUAGAGUAGAAUCACUAAAUUUCGUCAUCAUUUAUUCUCAUAACAAAAUAUUGUAACAUUUGGGUAAUGUUCCCUAAUUAAUACUAAAGUGCUACCUUAGUUAUUAUAUUUAAAUACCCAAUUCUUUAAUUAAUUGAAAUUAUGGCGCAUUUUUCAAAAUUUUUUGCAUUUUUUCGUAAAUAUCCCAUAGUCAGAGGUAUGGCGUCUUAUGCAACAUUGUGGCCAAUUUCUUGUGUUAUACAACAAAAAAUAGCUGGAAGAUCGUGGGAUAAUUUAGACUGGAAUCAAGUUUUACGAUUCAGUUUGUAUGGUGGGUUGUUUACAGCCCCUACAUUGUAUGGCUGGGUUAGAAUUUCAACAAUUAUUUGGCCGAGCACAAAUUUAAAAACCGCACUAACCAAGGCAGUGGUUGAACAAAUAACUUAUGGCCCAGCAGCACUGAUUUGCUUUUUCUUUGGAAUGUCUUUGUUACAAUUUAAAAGCAUUGAGGAAGCCAAAGAGGAAGUAAGAAAUAAAUUUCUCCCUACAUGGAAGGUGGGAUUUUUUGUAUGGCCUGUAUUUCAGACAAUAAAUUUCAUGUUCAUACCUGAACGUAACAGGGUGCCCUAUGUUAGUAUGUGUAGUUUAGUUUGGUGUAUAUUUCUUUCAUAUGUUGAACAACUUCAAGCUAAAAAGCAUUAUGUUGUUCACGAUCUACUUUCGAGAGAAGUAAAUUGAUAAUAUCGAAAUUUAGGCAAUUAUACCGAUUAUUUAUAUAUAAUUAGUACGAUAUUACAAUUGCGCUGGCUAUUGUAAUUCUUAUGAAUUGUAAUUAAUUACAAUGAUUGUGAGUCUUUUGUGAUAUAAUAUGUGUUAGGUAUCUAAGUGAUAGCUGCUUUACUAUAAUUUAUUUUAUUAGUCAAAAUUUUUUAAAAAUUUGAGAAUACAGAGUAGUACAAAUUUGAUUUUGAAUAUUAAGCACAACAGCUGAGUAGAAGAAGUUUUUAUAUAUAUAUUUAAAUUCUAAUACGAAAAAUAAAAUGUAAUAUUGUUUGAAAAAGUUUGUAACGUUGUUAUACAGCUGCACACAUUCACACUUAGCUAGUUUGGGGGUUGCAUAUAUUUCAUUCAGGUUCCUUUUAAUGAAUUUUAAAUGUGUAGAAUGGACUAAUAGAUUAUUCAUAAUUAAUAUAUCUUCUUCGCUAAAUUAAUAACAAUUUGGUAAUUGUUAAACAAAGAAGUAUUACUAAUUUUAUUAACAACUGCAUGGAUAAUAAACUUGAGCUUAGUUAAAUUCGAUAUUUAGUAUUGUUUGUGAAGUGACGGACAUGAUGUAUUAAUUAUUAAUUAAAAUUCCUUUUAUGUCCGUUACAUUCCAAUUUAAAAUGUUUAUCAAUGUUACAGAAGAAUAAUCGAAUUAUUUUAUUAUUGUUAACUAAAAAAAUCUUCCUUUUAUUUCGAAUCCCUUCUUUCUAUAUACAUGCGCAUGUUCC